AGUCACCAAGAAAGCAGCUGAUCACGAAGGCAGUCUACAAUAACAAAAUCGGCGAAAUUUCGCUGUCGUCGAUCGGGAACCCGCCGCCGCCGCCGCCGUCAGCCACCGGCUACUUCUUCCGAAGGUCCGCUUCUUCGUCGUCGGUGCACGCAAAGCGCCGCUCGUCUGUACGGAAGGCGACGUUCCAUUCAGCAUCAGCGGCGGCCUCCUCCUCCAAGAACCGGUCCGCGUCACGGUCGCGGACGAGGUCGCUCUGUCUAGCCGUGAUGGGGGCGUCCUCGUCCAAGUGCAAGCCGUCCAGGAGCUCUUCGACCGAGCGGAGGUGGUCGUCGUGCGCUCUAGCUUUACGGGCGGCGACGUCGACUUCGGCCUCCUCCAAGAGCUCUAGGACCGAGAGGACGCGGUCGUUCAGUCCGGCCUCGAGCGCCGCCUCGGCGCUGGCCUCCUGCUGCCGCUCGCGCUCGACCUCGUCGGCCGUGCCCACCAGUACGUACUCGAGCUCAUCCGACGACUCCACCAUGAAGUACCCAGUUGGCUCGUGGACCGACCCGGCGGCGGCGCACUCCGUCGUCCCACCGUCCGCCGCGGACCCCGCGAUGGAACUGGAGCCGGAACGACCUCCGCUGUCGCCGACGCCGACGCCCUCGAGGCCGAACAAGCGCGCGAUGGCCUCGGGGUCCAUGCUGCGGCCGGCGUGCUCGCGGGCGAGCGCGAGGAGAUCAUCCACCGGGAAGCGUUUCCUGGGGCGAACGCCCAGUCGACGCCGUCCACCGUCACCUCCGGGGCGGUCAUCGUCGCUCGACUCGGUGCGCACCUGCGCAUGCGCGCUCGACGAUUUGCAAGCCGGCCGCGCGCGAGAUUAUCGGAAAGCGGUUGGCUACGUAACCGGGCCGUGCCAACGACAGCAUGGUGCUGCGUGGUAA
Molecule: messenger RNA, 923 nt
Organism: Panicum hallii
Lineage: Eukaryota; Viridiplantae; Streptophyta; Magnoliopsida; Poales; Poaceae
Exons: 1
Coding region: 267-923 (218 amino acids)
Source: RefSeq, a predicted model, not a curated record